Molecule: messenger RNA, 2210 nt
Organism: Plectropomus leopardus (leopard coralgrouper)
Lineage: Eukaryota; Metazoa; Chordata; Actinopteri; Perciformes; Serranidae
Gene: vamp4
Product: vesicle-associated membrane protein 4
Biological process (GO): Golgi ribbon formation; SNARE complex assembly; vesicle-mediated transport
Cellular component (GO): membrane; trans-Golgi network; SNARE complex
Source: RefSeq, a predicted model, not a curated record
CAGCUGAUCAGACGGAGAAGAGACAAGCGCACCGCUAGCAUCCAUAAUGAUAAUCCUGUCUCAUCGCCCGGACAGCGUUUGAAAUGAAAGCGACAAAACCGUAAAGCCACCUCAAACUCUGAAAACCCCUGGACUAAUACCUGACGCUCUCUGUGUUUGUGUUUUCCAGCAUCGAGCAGCGGAUCUUGUGGGAAACAGCAGAGCGAGCCCUGUCCCCUGCUUCUCUUCACCUCUGUUUACUGGAAAGUUCCUCUCCUCUCCUGGCUACUGAAAGGCCUUUUUCCAAUCGCAGUGCCAGAAAGGGACGCUGCUGUGAAAGCCACAGUGUCAGACUGAACUGGAUUCAAUGAGGGAGCCAGAUCGGGAGGAGCAGUCUGAAGACAACAUGCCCCCCAAGUUUAAACGACACCUCAAUGACGACGAGGUCACUGGAUCCAUUCGCAGCGAGAGGAGGAACCUUCUGGAGGAGGACUCUGAUGAGGAGGAAGACUUCUUUCUGAGAGGACCCACGGGACCCAGAUUUGGACCUCAGAAUGACAAAUUCAAGCAGGUGCAGUCGCAGGUCGAUGAGGUGAUAGAUGUGAUGCAGGAGAACAUCUCCAAGGUGAUAGAGAGGGGCGAGCGGCUCGACGACCUGCAGGACAAGUCAGAGAGCCUAUCGGACAACGCGUCUGCCUUCAGUAGCAGAGCCAAACAGCUGCACAGGAGGAUGUGGUGGAGAGACAUGAAGAUGAAGAUGAUUAUUGCCUUGGUAGUUGUUGCCCUCCUGCUCAUUAUCAUCAUUCCAGUGAUCCUGCGAUAUCGCUAGUGUCCGACGAGGAGGAUGGGGAACAAAGCUCCUCUCCCUCUCUUUCUCUCUCUCUGUCUCCUUUGCACACAGUCCUCCACUCCAGCUAGGGGGCGCCAGCAGACUCCCACAUCAUCCUCAGCAUCAGCCUGUGCGCCUUCAAGAAUCUGCCCUCAACUUGCCCUCAGUACAGAUCUUAUCAUCGGUAUUUCCACACAAAUCUGCUGUGGGAUCAGUACAAAGGCUCGGUUUGAGGGGACACAGGAGACUUGUGGGGAUAUUUUAAUGCAGUUCGGGAGAAAACGCUGACUCUCAGCCCUCUAGUCAAUGUGAAGGAGUGCUCCAUGCCAUGAUACAUAUCACGUGUAGGGCCCGUCUUUGCCUUGACAAUAGGGAAACUCAAGGUCCUACAUAUUACAUCAUAUAGUUAGAUACUGUAAACGCAGGGAAUCCAUGCCCAAUCGUCUCUCUUAGUUUAGCUGGUCUGAAUCUGCUGCAGCAGCCUCGUAUAAAGUGGGCUUUAACAUUUAGCGAAUGAACCUCAGAUGUCUACCCAUGAUUCCUUGUGUGCUGUCUUCUUGCUGCGAGCGUUUAUAGGGAACAUUUUGUGAACACAAGCACAUUUCACCGCUCAGCACGAGGCGAGGGAACAUCUGAGGUUCAUCUGUGUAGUCAAACAGUGGCUUCUUUUAAUCAUCAAAAAAAAGGCUUUCUGACAGCAAAGUGAUUUCACUUAUCAGGUAUGUUUGCUCCUCAGUACAGAUGAUUUGGAAAAGGGCCUAGAAAACGAUGGUCAUCUGUUUAGAAAACAUGCUGCUUUCUAACAUUAUUCCACUCCAUAAAUCACCGCUCUCCAUCUCUGCCUCCUGAUAGCUUGUUAUACUGUACAGCAGGACCACGUCGAACCAAAACAUCCAGGUUAUGAAUGUCUCCUCACCUCUCUCCUGGGUUGUGCCGAGCUCUGGACCGCUUUGGUCACGGCUGUCCUACUUUCCUGCUCGCGACAUAAAACUGUCUCUCACACUACAGAUGGUUCUGUUUGGUUUUAAUACUGCUUCUUUCUUUAUUUUUUUCUCUCUAUCUAUAAUUUCUUAUUUCUGCUGAUCGCUCAAUGUGAUGCUUGUAUGAAUGCUGGUAUUCCCGUUGCCGCUGAAGGGACAUUUUGUCUCUCUGUACUGUUACAUUAUGAGCAGGGGUAAUUUUAAGUGAUGCAAGUUAAAAGUUGAGCUGUGAAACAAAACUUAGGUGUCAAUGUGUCCAGAUUAAUUAACUGUAUAAUACAUUGUCAUUUUAUUAUUUUUUAAAGUAAUUUAUUUUAGCUGUAAAUAUUGAUUCUGUAAUGAUGUACAAAUACUCUGGCAUUGCAUUGGAAGACUGUGAUAUACUGAUACUUUUUGCUCUGAAUUAAAGUGAUUUUAAAGGG